AUGGCAUUGCUGUUUGGGGCGCAGGGUCGACGGAGGAGCCGACAAUUCGACGGUGAGGGUUGUCAUGCCCUUUGUGGGGCGUCGAAGGAGCCUGUGGACAAGCGGUCCUACUUGCUAGGUAGCGACCUGUCUCCGGGGGCUUGGCAUCAAGGCGGUCAAGGGAAGAAUCACGGUCCUGCCUGGAACAUAAAGCCCAACCCAAUCAAUCGGACAGACAAAUCGAGAGCAGACAACGCCCUUCAUUGUCUCGACUACAAACCCGCACCUGUCAAAUCUUUGGACGGACUCCAAAAGUCCUUGAUCGCCCCUAGUCUUGACCAUUUCAAUGAUUGGGGUCACCAGUCCCGUCAUCGUCCGAGAGUCCGUCAUUGA
Messenger RNA from Puccinia graminis f. sp. tritici CRL 75-36-700-3, 372 nucleotides. RefSeq lists its product as uncharacterized. The transcript is spliced from 2 exons. The coding region runs from base 1 to 372 and encodes 123 amino acids. The record is from RefSeq and is a predicted model, not a curated record. Lineage: Eukaryota; Fungi; Basidiomycota; Pucciniomycetes; Pucciniales; Pucciniaceae.